GUCAUUAACGUCAAACUUAGUAAAAUAGGUUAUGAUUACGGUUUGUUUGGGUUUUUAGUGUUUGUUACAAUUCCAGAUAUAAUCAACAAUAAUUUUAAAUUAAAAGCAUCGAGACCCGCUCGAAAAUGCACCGUCGCGGAGGCAAGCGCAUCCGCAUGGACGAUCCACCUCCCGAAUACGAAAAUCCGAUGACGCCCCAUUUGGAGCAAGAAAACUACGGCGGGAGUUAUUUGCAACAGAACAUGUACGGCGACAGUUACGACCACGCCAGCUCCGGAAUCGAUUUCGAAUCCCCUCCGACGCCGGGCUUCAAAAGAGUGACCAGGUCCAAAGCGAGGGGCGUAAAUAAUCCACCGCCUCCUCCGGUGGUGUCCCCUUCGUACUCGCCCCCCGCCGCCAGCACGACGGGGAGAGGUAGAGGCAGAGGAAGGCCUCCGGGUAGGAAAAAUACCGUCGGGGAAAUCAUACAUACGAGAGACGACGAUGAUUCCUUGUAUCACACCAUCAAAAACAGCAAACAUUCGUUGACCCACAUCGUAGACGAUUGGAUCGAGAGUUACAAGAUCAACAGAGAGGCCGCGCUCAUUUCUCUGAUGCAAUUUUUCAUAAACGCUUCCGGGUGUAAAGGACGCAUCACGCAACAAAUGCAAGCCUCCAUGGAACACGCCGCGAUUAUACGAAAAAUGACUGAAGAAUUCGACGAAGAGAGCGGCGAAUAUCCUUUGAUUAUGGCCGGGCAAACUUGGAAAAAAUUCCGGCAAAAUUUCUGCGAAUUCGUUCAAACGUUAGUGAAGCAAUGUCAAUACACCAUUAUUUACGAUCAAUUUUUGAUGGAUAAUGUUAUAUCUCUUCUUACGGGGUUAUCCGAUUCGCAGGUGCGUGCCUUCAGGCAUACAGCCACCCUAGGAGCUAUGAAACUAAUGACUGCUUUGGUAGAUGUGGCUCUAACGGUGUCUGUUAAUUUAGACAACACUCAAAGACAGUACGAAGCGGAGCGUCAAAAAACUAGAGAAAAACGUGCGAGCGAUCGCUUAGAAGCUUUACUGGCCAAAAGACAAGAAUUGGAGGAAAAUAUGGAUGAAAUUAAGAAUAUGUUGACCUACAUGUUCAAAUCGGUUUUCGUUCAUCGAUACAGGGAUACAUUACCAGAAAUCAGAGCUAUAGCAAUGACGGAAAUAGGCGUGUGGAUGCAUAAAUUCCACGCCAAUUUCCUCGACGAUUCUUACUUGAAAUAUAUAGGAUGGACUCUACACGAUAAGGUCGGCGAAGUCCGCCUGCGAUGCCUUCAAGCGUUGCAACCUUUGUACGCCAACGAAGAACUGAAAGGCAAACUGGAAUUGUUCACAAACAAAUUUAAAGAUCGCAUCGUCGCCAUGACGCUCGAUAAGGAAUACGAAGUGGCCGUGCAAGCCGUUAAAUUGGUCAUUUCCAUCUUGAAACAUCACGGAGAAAUUUUGACCGAUAAAGAUUGCGAACACGUUUACGAGCUGGUGUACUCGUCGCAUAGAGCGGUCGCACAAGCAGCCGGCGAAUUCCUAAACGAGCGACUUUUCCAACCGGGCGAUUUGGAUGCCGGAAAAACCAAACGCGGGAAACGCCGUUUGCCCAACACGCCGUUCAUUAGAGAUUUGGUGCAAUUUUUCAUCGAAUCCGAACUCCACGAACACGCCGCUUAUUUGGUCGAUUCUCUAAUCGAAUCCAAUACCAUGAUGAAGGAUUGGGAGUGCAUGACCGAUCUGUUGUUGGAAGAUCCCGGACCGCACGAGGAGCCUUUGGAUAAUCGACAGGAGACUAGUUUGAUAGAAAUUAUGGUGUGUUGUGUGAAACAAGCGGCUACGGGCGAAGCGCCCGUCGGUAGAGGACCUACCAGGAAAAUGUCGUCGUUGAAGGAAGUUAAACAGGCUGGCGAAGAUAAACAGAAGCUUACUGAACAUUUUAUCGUAACGUUACCACCGUUGCUCGAUAAAUAUUCCGCCGAUCCUGAAAAAUUGGCUAAUCUGUUGGGCAUACCGCAACAUUUCGACUUGGAUCUUUACACUAGCGGAAGACAAGAAGGUUCGCUACAAGCGUUGUUGGUUAAAUUGAAGUCCAUCGCGCAAGUUCACCACGAACCGGAGGUUUUAGAAACAUUGGCCAAAACGCUGGAAACUUUGUGCACCGAAGGACAUUCUAUAUACACAAAAUGCGACGUGGCCAGAUCUACAAUCAUCGACGUUAUCGUAGAUUCGUAUAGAGAAGCCAUUGAUGAUUGGAGGAAUUUAUUACUGGGCGAGGAAACUCCCAAUGCAGAUGAAGUAUUCAACGUUGUCAGUUCGUUGAAAAAAGUUUCUUUGUUUUACGCUUGCCAUAAUUUAAACAGCUGGAGCUUAUGGAACAGUUUAUUUCAGGACGUCAAAGAUAUAGAAUCGACAUUACCGCCGGAAGCAUUGAAAUAUUCUCUAUGUUCGUGCUAUUAUUACCUUUUGUGGGCUCUUAGAGACUUGGAAGUUUCCGCAGAAGGAGGCGGUUUAACCCAUUCUCGCAUACAAGAAGUUAGAGAUAAACUAGACGAAUUCAUCGAAUCCUCCCAAAUGUUAAUCAAAUCAUCCCAACACGCAAUUAUAAAAGAAGAAGCUUACAUCGGUCUUUGCGAUUUGCUGAUCGUCUUCAGCGAGCAAUUGAGCAGCACGUCUACUUCGCUAGCCGAAUUGACUUGUAGCCCCGAUAAAAACCUUCAAGCUUUGUUAAACGAGUUCGUACAAACUUACGUUUUCGUGCCCGAACAAGACGCGGAUCACGACGAAUUGAGAAUCGAAGGGUUGCACAAGCGACGAAAUUUCCUAGCGGCCUUUUGCAAAUUGAUAGUGUAUAAUAUAAUGCCUACGAAAGCUGGUGCCGAUGUGUUUAAGCACUACGUAAAGUAUUAUAACGAGUACGGAGACAUUAUCAAAGCGACUCUGAGCAAAGCUAGAGAGAUAAAUAAAGUUAAUUGCGCUCUCACCAUGUGCCUCAGCUUGAAUAUGAUGUUUAACGAGGUGCAAAGGCUCAGCGGCGGUAGAAAUACCAGACAGCACGAAGAAUUCUUCGCCUUGAAGGAAUUAGCGAAGAGGUUCGCAUUGUCGUUUGGUUUGGACGCUGUGAAAAAUCGAGAAGCCAUUACUGCUUUACAUCGGGCGGGAAUUAUAUUCUCCGUAACGGGAGCCGAGAACGCCGAAGACCCCACGGGGCCCCCUCCGAAUUUGUCGUUUUUGGAAAUCCUGACCGAAUUCACGAAUAAGCUGCUCAAGCAAGACAAGAGAGUCGUUAUGGGUUUCUUGGAUAAACGAAUCACUACAGGAAUGCCGAGCAGCAGGGGCGAGGACUGGCAGCCACUUUUACUCUACAGGAAUUCCCUUCUUCACGGUGAAUCCGAUCAAUUGCCUACGACCAGUAAGCGAGCUUACGGCAGGAAGAGGCACAAGUCUCCCGAUUCGGACAUCGACGAAGACAAUUUGUCUGACCAAGAUUUCCCUGUUUUCAAGUAAGGUUUUUUUGUUGAAAUUUCUUUUACGAAUGAAUCCUUUUCGUUUGGUCAUUUCCUAUCGAUGCUCUAGAACGGGUCGUAUAAAUUGGUUAAUUUAUUCGAUACACAGUAAGUUUUGCAUGUAGUAUUCUCAGAGUUUACAAGAAUUUAUUAGUAUUUUCAGAGUCAAUUGAAUAAAUCGUUAAUUUCAUUUCGAUUAGUAUUCAAAUGCAUAUUCAAAAAUUCACUUUGGAAAUACUAAAAUUAGAAUUAGUUUAGAUAUAAUUAUAUUUUUUUAGAUUGUAAAUCUUUUUUGAUUUUAUAUUGUAUCAUUAAUUAUUCGAUUAUAAUAAUAAACGAUCAAUUUUAAUACCAACAAUAGUAUUUCAGCGAAACUUAUGAAACUCAAGCCCAUUAUCAACGAAAUGAAUCCUCCAAAGUUACCUUAAAAACGAGAACUUAUUAUUAUAAAAUCUUCCCGUAAUUAUUCUGUAAAAAUUACUCAAUAAUUGGUACCAUUCUUGCGUCAAUCGUCGGUUAUACGCAGCACCGAAUGGAUGUUGAAAGUAAACGUUUACGUACGUUUUGUUAUUACUGAAAGUAUUAUUAAAUAUAUGGAGAAUCUAGUUUGAUCAAAUGAGCAACUUACGAAUUAAUUUUAAUCGGCGAGGUAUCGACAGAAACGUGAUAAAUCUGAUCAUUGCAAGCCGGUAGGCAAUGUUCGCAAUUAAUGGAGUCCUCCCUUUCGAAAUUCAAACUAGGAGAUGACUCGCCAGUCGGGUAAUAACUCGUCCAUUUUCCUUAAAUAAAUUCAUCGUUUAGGUAAAAUCUACGAGGUUUUAUAGAAAGUAUUUAGAACCUACUGUAGAAAUUGGAUAAACAAGGUAAAUCGGUGAGUCUGCAGAACGAGUAAUCGCCUAUUGGAUCGAAAAAGGGGACGCAUUGACAAAGGUUUUUCAUCGCUUUCAUUUUACAUACUGCCAAGCAGUCGCUGUUUCUAAAAUCCCCGUAUUCCGUAUGAAUCUCAUCGUUAAAUAUACAUUUUCU
This is a messenger RNA of Phyllotreta striolata, 4528 nucleotides long. Lineage: Eukaryota; Metazoa; Arthropoda; Insecta; Coleoptera; Chrysomelidae. The record is from the annotation of a GenBank genome assembly.